CGCUGGUCGUAAAAUCUUUAAAUGUUUUACCAUGCAGAGAGCUGCACACACAGCUUCUUCUAACUGGCCUCGGGUUGUUAACUCGGUGAGGAUCCGCCAUAGUUUAAAAUGCAGAGGCCUUCUUCAGUACAGCUGUCGUGCUUACAGUAUCGUUCCACCUCCUCGGGACGACGAGGAGAAGGAGGCGGUGCACCGGAUGCUGCGCGUGGACCACGCGGGUGAAUACGGCGCUAAUCGCAUCUACGCCGGACAGAUGGCGGUGUUGGGUCGGUCAAGAACCGGACCUCUCAUCCAACAAAUGUGGGAUCAAGAAAAGAAGCACUUAGCCAAAUUCAAUGAAAUUCUUGCCGAGAACAGAGUUCGGCCAACAGCCCUGCUACCUUUCUGGAACAUCGCCGGCUUUGUCUUAGGUGCCGCCAGUGCCCUGCUGGGAAAGGAGGGGGCCAUGGCGUGCACGGUGGCUGUGGAGGAGAGCAUCUCAGAACAUUACAACAGCCAGAUAAGAGCUCUGAUGGAGAAUGACCCAGACAGAUACCUUGAACUCUUACAGGUGAUAAAAGAGUUUCGAGAUGAUGAGAUGGAGCAUCAUGAUGCAGGAUUGGAGCACGAUGCUGAAUCAGCACCUGGAUACUGGCUGUUAAAAAAUGCGAUACAGCUCGGUUGCAAAGCUGCAAUAUAUGCAUCUCAGCGGAUCUAAAGCUUAACUUAAAACACCUGUUUUUAUAUUUUUAUUUAGUUUUUGGAAAUUAGUUCUUUUGAAUGUGUUGUAAGUGAAUAAAGGAUGUGAUGCAACGUAUUGUUGUGUGUUGGAAAAGUGUUUCAUAAACAAGCUUUUGUUUAUUUUUUGGCAACAUUUAUUAUUAUGUUUGGACUAUAUUGUCUCAUGUUGAGUAGAAUGAAAAUGGAGUUGACUUUACCUGAAAUAAAUUGUCUGAACAUGUUUUAUUUCUGUGUUGCAUACAUGCUAACAUGCUAAUAAGUCAUCUGUGUGAAUGUUUUAUGAGAAACAGUUGAUUAAAUAUUUGUUGAAUUAAAAAUACAUUUAUUAUGUGUAACUUCAA
Messenger RNA from Austrofundulus limnaeus, 1061 nucleotides. It is a transcript of the gene coq7, whose product is annotated as coenzyme Q7 homolog, ubiquinone (yeast). The record is from RefSeq and is a predicted model, not a curated record. Gene Ontology annotation, cellular component: mitochondrial inner membrane; nucleus. Gene Ontology annotation, biological process: determination of adult lifespan; regulation of reactive oxygen species metabolic process; regulation of gene expression. NCBI's taxonomy places the organism in Eukaryota, Metazoa, Chordata, Actinopteri, Cyprinodontiformes, Rivulidae. Gene Ontology annotation, molecular function: 3-demethoxyubiquinol 3-hydroxylase activity.